AGACGGGGGAGCAAGCUGAACAGAAACGAAAAGAGACUGUGCAAAACAGGCCCCCACCCCUCCUCUUCGGGAAAUGGGUCUCAGUCUGAUGAGUAAGGCAAGAAGCCUGUAACGCUGUUGCUUCUGAAGCAACACAGCUAUGGAGGAAAGGUUUGUGCUUUCUGCAUCCUUGCGUUGUGGCUGCAGUUACACCAUCCAAUCGCAUGGAGGCACUGCAAGGUUCUCCUGAUAGCAGCAGUGAGGAAUGUACUGUACUGGAGGCCCCACCUGGCAAGGGAACAGUACUAAUUUGCUUUCAACACAAAGGAAAAGUGCCUGUGUUAUACUGUUUGGCAUGUGAGAAUGCUGUGUGCGAGGACUGUAUGAAUGGGGAGCAUGCUGAACAUCCCACUAAUUCACUGGAAAAUAUCGUAGACCAACAACGUACAGCACUCCAGGACAGAGUGGACACAGCUAAGAUCAGGCUGCCUCAGAUAGGAGUAGCAGUUCAGUGCCUGAGAGACAUUCUGCUGCAGUUGAACACUCAACGGAGCUCUAUAGAGGAAGACAUACAUUCUUCCUUCAGCGAACUGCACAAAACCCUUGAUACACGUAAGAGUGUCCUGCUCAUGGAGCUGGAAGUAACGUAUGGGAUGAAGCAGAAGGUUCUGCAGGCUCAGAUGGACACUCUUCUGCAAGAGGAAGCUGCCAUCAAUCACAACUGCAGUCUGACCAAAGAAGCCUUGGAUGGUGGAAGCAAAGCUGUUGUUCUGCAGACCCAUAAAGAUGUAGGGGAGAGACUCAGUGACCUUGCCAGCCAGGGCCUCCCCCUUCAACCAGAGGAGAACGACCAGCUGGAUCUCAUGAUGGAGAUCGAUGGACUUCGUAAGUCCAUCCACAACCUAGGAACCAUAGUCACCACCAAUGCCGUGGCCAGUCAGACCGAGGCAUCCGGGGAAGGUUUGGAGCAGUGCAUUGUGGGCCAACCAGCUUCUGUCCUCAUAACCACAAGGGAUAAGGCUGGAGGGUUAUGCAAAACGGGUAACGCUAUCAUCUCAGCAGAAGUCUUCACACCAGAUGGCAGCAUUGCAGAUGGUGAAAUUGUGGACCUUAAGAAUGGAAUGUAUGAAUUCCAAUACACUGUGAAUAAGGAGGGUGAUUUUAGGCUGGCAUUGAGACUUUAUGAUCAGCAUAUCAAAGGAAGCCCCUUCAAAUUAAAAGUCACCAACUCUCCUGAUGACUCGCCAACCACCACCACAGCAGCUAAUGCGGCCUCCACAGGUUCCAGCGAUGGCGGGGCACGGAAACGGAGCGCUAAGUCUCCAGGGAGUAGAAGCCGACAGAAGGGUGUGAGGCGAGGAGGAAGUUUGUUCAGUACCCCAAAGAAGAGAGUGAACCCAAUUGAGGAUGAUCUCAUUUUUAAAAUAGGAACAAAAGGGAGGAAUAAAGGAGAGUUCACAAACCUCCAAGGAGCAGCAGCUUCUUCAACAGGAACAAUCCUGAUUGCAGAUAGUAACAAUCAGUGUGUGCAGAUUUUUUCAAAUACAGGAGAGUUUCAAAGCCGGUUUGGAGUGCGUGGCCGGUUACCAGGGCAAAUGCAGAGGCCCACUGGAGUGGCUGUGCAUCCGAAUGGUGAUAUCAUCAUCGCUGACUAUGACAAUAAGUGGGUUAGCAUCUUCUCUAGCGAGGGCAAAUACAAGGCUAAGCUCGGUUCAGGCAGGCUAAUGGGCCCAAAAGGUGUAUCUGUGGACCAGAAUGGUCAUGUUAUCGUUGUGGACAACAAGGCCUGCACGGUUUACAUUUUCCAGCCCAGCGGUAAACUCGUCACAAAGUUUGGCAGCAGGGGAAAUGGUGACAGACAGUUUGCAGGCCCUCAUUUUGCAGCAGUCAACAACAACAAUGAAAUAAUAAUCACAGACUUUCAUAAUCACUCUGUUAAGGUGUUCAAUGCAGAUGGUGAAUUCUUGCUUAAAUUUGGCUCAAAUGGUGAAGGCAAUGGCCAGUUUAAUGCUCCUACAGGAGUCGCUGUGGAUGUCAACGGGAACAUUAUUGUGGCAGACUGGGGAAACAGCAGGAUACAGGUGUUUGACGGUAGUGGAUCAUUUCUCUCUUACAUCAACACAGCUGCCGACCCUCUUUACGGGCCCCAGGGCCUGGCUCUGACCUGUGACGGCCAUGUUGUAGUGGCUGAUUCUGGAAACCACUGCUUCAAAGUGUAUCGAUACCUGCAAUGACUUAUGAGUGACUGUUUCAAAGUGAAAAGUCUGUUUGUUGGACAUUGAUGUCAUACUGUGUGUCCAGCUCUUGCACUUCGUUUGAUGUAAUGUUAUUUCACCUACAGUUACAAUGGACCGUAUUCUCCAUCCUUGAUUUCUUUUAUAUUUGUUACUACUGUUGGAUGACUUUCUGAGAAGACUAAAGCUUGUGAACAUGCACUGUAAAUAUGAUGUUAAUGGAAUGCCUUUGCCAAAACUCCACACACUGCACUGUGGACAUUUUGCAGAACUGAGACAACUGAAUGCAUCAGUGAGAAUACUACCUACCUAAGCUAAAGAUUCUGCUUGUAUGUGCUGCAUGUGUGGACUAUGCAGGUGUCUUCCUAUUGGACAGAGCUGACUUAUCAAACACUGUCCAAUUCCUGUGUUUUGUAAAACAGAAUUUCUUAAAGGGAUAGUUCACCCAAAAAUGAAAAUUGUCUUAUCAUUUACUCACCCUCAUGCCAUUCCAGAUGACUUUCUUUCUUCAAUAGAACACAAAGAUUUUUAGAAGAAUAUAUCAG
Messenger RNA from Xyrauchen texanus (razorback sucker), 2758 nucleotides. Its product is annotated as tripartite motif-containing protein 2-like. The coding region runs from base 204 to 2213 and encodes 669 amino acids. Gene Ontology annotation, biological process: negative regulation of translation; protein polyubiquitination; proteasome-mediated ubiquitin-dependent protein catabolic process. The transcript is spliced from 11 exons. NCBI's taxonomy places the organism in Eukaryota, Metazoa, Chordata, Actinopteri, Cypriniformes, Catostomidae. The record is from RefSeq and is a predicted model, not a curated record. Gene Ontology annotation, molecular function: zinc ion binding; translation repressor activity; protein binding.